GUUGGCGGGAGCGCGUUCGCUUCAAACCGGCCAAUGGGAGCGCCGCACUUGUGUCAUAUUGGACUAGAGCAGAGGUCACCUUGAAUCAAAAUUGAUUCCUUUUUGAAACUAAGUUUGAAUUCGCGUUCUGAAAUCCCAGUGAAUGUCUUGAACUUAAAGCCCCCUGGUCAGAAUAAGAGACAAGAAGUCACGAUGGAAGGAAAGGCCGGGCAUAAGUUCGUGGGGCGAGGGGCCCAUAAGGGCAAAGGCAUCGCAGUGUUUACCAGUGGAGGAGAUUCACAGGGGAUGAAUGCUGCUGUCAGGGCUGUGGUCAGGAUGGGGAUUUAUUUGGGGUGCAAAGUCUAUUUUAUCAAGGAAGGCUACCAAGGCAUGGUUGAUGGCGGAAAAUACAUCGUUGAGGCCAAUUGGUCCUCCGUAAGCUCUAUUAUUCACAAAGGGGGCACUGUGAUUGGAAGCGCUCGUUGCCAAGAUUUCCGUGAACGCGCUGGACGUCUCAAAGCUGCAAAAAACCUCGUAGAAAACGGCAUUACCAACCUUGUAGUAAUUGGAGGUGAUGGGAGUUUAACAGGUGCUGACCUCUUCCGUCAAGAAUGGAGCUCUCUAUUGGAGGAAUUGGCCACCACAGGUCAAAUCACGAAAGAACAGCAACAGAAAUACCGCACGUUGCAAAUUGCCGGUCUUGUGGGUUCGAUUGAUAACGAUUUUUGCGGUACUGAUAUGACCAUUGGGACGGAUAGCGCCCUUCACAGAAUUAUCGAAGCUUGCGAUGCUAUAGUCAGUACGGCUUAUUCGCAUCAAAGGACUUUUAUUAUGGAGGUUAUGGGCCGGCAUUGCGGUUAUUUAGCAUUGAUCAGCGCGUUGGCAACUGAAGCAGAUUACGCUUUUAUACCGGAAAAUCCUGCUGACGUGAACUGGCACGAAAAACUCUGUCAUAAGUUGUCUCAGGAACGCCACAUGGGCCAACGUCUCAAUAUUAUUAUCGUGGCUGAAGGCGCUAUCGACCGGAAUGGAGACCCAAUCACUGCAGAAAUGAUCAAAAAAGUCGUCGUUGAUAAUCUCCAACAGGACACCAGAAUAACUGUUUUGGGGCACGUGCAACGUGGGGGCAACCCGUCUGCUUUUGAUAGGAUUCUGGGCUGUCGUAUGGGGGCUGAGGCCGUGAUGGCGCUAAUGGAGGCUGAUGAGAAUACAGAGCCGUGUGUGAUUUCCUUAGACGGCAAUCAGGCGAUAAGGUUGCCGUUAAUGGAUUGCGUGAAGCGAACAAAAGCCGUCUCACAGGCAAUGGCUGAUAAGAAAUUUGAUUUGGCGGUGGAAUUACGUGGAAAGUCAUUUAUGCGCAAUUUGGAGACUUAUAAGUUGUUGACUCGACUCAAGCCUCCAAAGGAUGCAUUUGAUGAGCAAGGACAUGGAAGGCGUCUAACUGAUCAUUGUUCGGAAGGUUUCACAGUGGCCGUAAUGCAUAUUGGGGCUCCUGCUUGUGGCAUGAAUGCCGCUGUACGUUCUUUUGUACGAAAUUUUAUCUACAGAGGAGACACAGUUUUGGGCAUUCAGGAAGGAGUUGAAGGUCUUAUCGCUGGCAAUAUAAAACAAAUGGAUUGGGCCGAAGUGGCUGGUUGGGUUGGCAUCGGGGGUGCAAAUCUGGGCACCAAACGCACCCUUCCUGGCAAUCGUAUGGGUUUAGUAGCCGCCCGAUUGGCCGAAUUUAAAAUUCAAGGUUUACUCAUUAUUGGCGGCUUUGAAGCAUUUGCAGCCGCUGUACAAUUUCUAGACAGCCGUAAAGAUUUUCCAGCUCUCAAUAUACCAAUCGUGGUAAUCCCCGGAACUAUCAGUAACAAUGUACCAGGGACGGAAUUUUCACUAGGUUGUGACACAGCCUUGAACGAAAUCACCGAAAUUUGUGAUAGAAUCAGACAGUCGGCUCAAGGCACGAAAAGGAGGGUUUUUAUUAUUGAAACCAUGGGCGGGUAUUGCGGAUAUUUGGCCACACUUGCAGGUCUCGCUGGGGGUGCGGAUGCUGCGUACAUUUACGAGGAAAAAUUCACAAUUAAAGACUUGCAACAAGAUGUCUACCACAUGGCUACGAAAAUGUCCGAAGGUGUACAACGUGGUUUAAUUUUACGUAACGAAAAAGCGUCAGAUAACUACAAUACCGACUUUAUCUACAGAUUGUAUUGUGAGGAAGGAAAAGGCUUGUUUAGUGCCAGGAUGAACGUUUUAGGUCAUAUGCAACAAGGGGGUUCCCCCACACCUUUUGACCGCAAUGUUGGUACCAAAAUGGCGUCCAAAGCGGUCGAAUGGAUGAUCAACCAAUUAAAAAGCAAUAUGAGUUCAGACGGCUCAGUCAGUUGUUCUAGUCAAGACAGCGUCGUUCUGUUAGGAAUCGUUAAAAGACAAUACAAGUUUACACCAGUCGCUGAGUUGAAAGAACAAACCAACUUUGACUUGCGUAUGCCUAAAGAGCAAUGGUGGUUGAAACUGCGCCCUCUAUUGCGUAUUUUGGCAAAACAUGAUUCGACAUAUGAGGAAGAAGGGAUGUAUAUGACGAUUGAGGAUCGCAGUUUUAUUAAUUAAAGGCAACCGUAGCCAUUUAUAGUGAAUUUGUAUUUUUUAGCUUGUUUUAUUUAUUUUAUUGUGUAGUUUAUUUUAUUAAAUGAGAUAUUGUAAACAAAUUUUGGCCAUAUUGUGAUGACAAUAUCGAUAUUUGAAGACGGGUCAAGUGUUACAAAGUACGAUUCGAGCUGGGUAUGUGGAAUGGACGUAUUAUAUUUCAAUAAAAUUUUAAUAAACUAUCAAAAAUU
This is a messenger RNA of Tribolium castaneum (red flour beetle), 2798 nucleotides long. It is a transcript of the gene Pfk, whose product is annotated as Phosphofructokinase. Gene Ontology annotation, molecular function: monosaccharide binding; fructose-6-phosphate binding; AMP binding. Bases 193 to 2571 code for a protein of 792 amino acids. Gene Ontology annotation, biological process: fructose 6-phosphate metabolic process; fructose 1,6-bisphosphate metabolic process; canonical glycolysis. Gene Ontology annotation, cellular component: 6-phosphofructokinase complex; cytoplasm. NCBI's taxonomy places the organism in Eukaryota, Metazoa, Arthropoda, Insecta, Coleoptera, Tenebrionidae. The transcript is spliced from 15 exons. The record is from RefSeq and is a predicted model, not a curated record.